AUGUCCCGCGACCUCCUCAUCGACGUGCGCACGCCCGCCGAAUACGCCACUGGCCAUCUGACCUCUGACCUCUCCCCCACACUAAACAUACCAUACCAAGACAUAUCCACCCUCGUUGAUGUCUACGCUACAACACACAACAUUACCGUUGACAAGAACGAUCGCAUCACGCUGUAUUGCCGCAGUGGGCGCCGCUCGGAUAUCGCGUGUCGCGAGUUGAAGCAGUUGGGGUAUGCGAAUGUGAGGGAUAUUGGGGGUUUGGAGGAGGCGAGGAGGGUGCUGGAUUGGGAGGUUGUGGAGAGGCAGUUGGGGUUGGAUGGGGAGGUGGGGGUGGGGGUAGGGAAGGGGCAGGGCGAGGGGGAGAAGCAUAAGAGGGUUAAGAGUUUUGGGGCGUUGGUGGAGGGGUUGAAGGCUUUGGAGGGGUGA
Molecule: messenger RNA, 426 nt
Organism: Pyrenophora tritici-repentis Pt-1C-BFP
Lineage: Eukaryota; Fungi; Ascomycota; Dothideomycetes; Pleosporales; Pleosporaceae
Source: RefSeq, a predicted model, not a curated record